This is a messenger RNA of Xiphophorus hellerii (green swordtail), 1878 nucleotides long. It is a transcript of the gene samd7, whose product is annotated as sterile alpha motif domain containing 7. Gene Ontology annotation, biological process: negative regulation of DNA-templated transcription. Gene Ontology annotation, molecular function: chromatin binding; histone binding. The record is from RefSeq and is a predicted model, not a curated record. Lineage: Eukaryota; Metazoa; Chordata; Actinopteri; Cyprinodontiformes; Poeciliidae. Gene Ontology annotation, cellular component: nucleus.
UCAUAGUGAUGUCAGGACAGGGAGGGCUUACCGCAGGAGAUAAGGCCAGCUAAUGGAGAUGAAAUGAAUCGGUAUUUAAAAGGUCUCUCUUAGUUAAGGCACUUUGCUGGCAGCAGAUUGUGCUCACUCCGCUGCCCAGUUGGAUGCUGAAGGAGAGACAGAGGAGAGACAAGCUCUUAUCGGUUUGAAAUUACGUUCAGGUCGUAUUUUUGUUUUUUCUUUUCACCUGAAUUGCAGCAACAACACCUGCAAGCUCUGCCAAGGUAAAGGAUUCCUGUGGCGGUUGACGGUGGUGUGUUUGUGAUGACCCCCCGGGAGCAGCUGAGGAAGAUGACGGCGCUGGGCGAACAGGGGACUCUGGAUGAGAAGCACUGGUACCGGCUGGUCAACGGCAUGUCAGCUGGAGAACUGAGGCAAAGACAGGAGCUGAUAAUGAGGAACCAGAUGGCCAUGGCGCCGCAGAUCCUCGCUCAGGGCCAGCAGAGGCUGCAGGGGGUCCCGGCACAGUUCGAACCUCGAUUUAUGGAGAGGGAGUUGGUUCCUCCCACAGAGAUGGUAACAUCCGAGGCAAGGCAGAUGCACAUGGGGCCUCACCUCGGCCCACCUCUUCCGCCUCACGCCAACGUCCUACCUGGCAGAACCUUCCCGGGACCAGCUGGCUACGGCUUCCUGCCCUCGGAGCCAAUGGAAACGGUUGCCCGGCGACAGGAGCUCAUACACAAGCAAAACAUAGCAAGGAUGGAGAUGAAUGCCAUCCUGCACCAGAAGGAGCUGGAGAACGCUCACCAAAAAGGGCUGAUGGGGAUGGAGAAUCCUAUGUCGUACCAUUCCAACCCCAUGCUCUUCAGAGGCCGCCAGCGCAUGCCGGACGGCCACGACGUCUUCGUCCACCGUCCUUCCCUGGAUGAGCUGCACUCCAACAGCAUACUCAUGUCGGCCAGCCCCUACCCACCCAUCAGCUCGCUGCACAGGGAGAGAGGGCGGAGAGCUGGGCGGAGGCCCGCCGUCCACAAGAGCACGGAGAACCAGGCAGCCAACCUGAAGGGCCAAACUGAAGACAAAAGUGUAGAGCAGAGUCCAGAGGCCACAUCUGGAGAGGAGAAAGAGCUGGAAGUGAAGGGGGAUGUGGGAGAAGAGUGUGGCACGAGUAAAACACACCACCAGACGAAAACAGACUCUGAGCUGGCCACAGGAAGCAGGAAGAGCUACAAAGAGGGAGAGGCCGGGCUGCGUAAAACCUGCGCCGCAGCCCAGGACGGUUGUUCAGAUAUGACCAACGGGGCUUCCAAUGAUAAAGAAAUACCCGGUCAGUGUUCUGCUUUCCAGGAAAAGUUCAUUUACCCUUCCACUGGCGGAGCUCUCACAGGGAUGCCUUACGUCUUCCCUGUCCCAGGAAACGGCUUCCUUCCAACUGGUCCACCAAAUCUCUUUCUGAACGGCGAGGAAGUACCAGAGGACAUAAGGAAGUGGACGGUGAACGACGUCUACAACUUCAUCAGCAGUAUACCAACAUGUUCAGAAUACGCUCAGACGUUUAAGGACCACAUGAUUGAUGGAGAAACACUGCCGCUUCUUUCAGAGGAGCACCUCCUGGACACGCUAGGGCUCAAACUAGGACCGGCUCUGAAAAUACGAUCACAGGUCUCCAGAAGAAUGGGCAGCAUGAUGUACAUGCUGAACCUGCCUCUCUCCGGCGCCGCUCUGCAGGCCGCCUCCGAAAAGCCAGGGGACCGCUCACCAGAAAUGGGCUCCCCUGUCAACUGCAACAGCGAGGACAUGGUGGCGAGCCCGAGAGACCCAGAGGUCAUCAAAUCCACUGAACAUCUUCAUGAGGCGGAAAACAGUUCCCCUCCUUCAGCCAGCAGUGAAAUGGCCUGA